CUUACGUCAGUGGGUGUUUCGUUCGGCGGCCAUUAUCCUACGUAGAAUUAAUUUUUUUUCGCUAUUUAGUACUAGAAACAAAGAACUUAAGUGCUUUCGAUAAAUUCUACAACUAAAUUGUGUGAAAAACAAUUACUAGUACAACAAUAAAAAAAUGAAUCCAGAAUACGACUAUUUAUUCAAACUACUCCUGAUUGGUGACUCUGGCGUUGGGAAAUCAUGUCUGUUGCUAAGAUUCGCUGAUGAUACGUACACCGAGAGCUACAUCAGUACUAUUGGCGUGGACUUUAAAAUUAGGACUGUAGACUUAAAUGGCAAGACAAUAAAGUUACAAAUAUGGGACACAGCUGGACAGGAGCGGUUUAGAACCAUCACCUCAUCAUACUACAGAGGAGCACAUGGAAUCAUCAUUGUAUAUGAUUGCACAGACCAGGAUUCAUUCAGCAACGUGAAACAGUGGUUAGAGGAGAUUGAUCGUUACGCUUGUGACAAUGUGAACAAACUGCUCGUCGGUAACAAGUGUGACUUGACCACUAAAAAGGUUGUCGACUUUAGUACAGCUAAGCAAUAUGCGGAACAACUGGGCAUUCCGUUCCUCGAGACGUCAGCGAAGAACUCUACGAACGUUGAGCAGGCGUUCAUGACGAUGGCGGCGGAGAUCAAGGCGCGCGUGGGCCCGCCCUCCACCGGCGCCGCGCCCGCCGGCCACGUCAAGAUCGAUCAGGGACAGCCCAUCGACACCGGCAAGUCCUCGUGCUGCUGAAUACUGCCUGCUUACUCACGAGCGUGCGUGCGUGACGCGAGGAUAGAGACAGACGAGGACAGUUCCGGUCACACCCGCGACACUACAACAAUGAAAUUACAACAAAAAAAUAUCGCAACAUUACGAUUAUAAAUAAAUAAAUUUAAACAAUUUUGUGUGACGCCCGCUCGUCCACCGCUAACGUUAUUUAGUUGCUGUCAGGUUAAAAUUUAGAACGAAAAAAAAAAAGAUUAAAAAAAUAUUUACAAAAAAAACGGUGUAGUGUAUGAACGUAUGUUCGUACACGUGUUUAUAUAUAUAAUGAAUAUCUUAGGUUAAUUUUGUGCUGUUUCCGGUAAGAAAUUAUGAUUCGAUAACUGAGCGACGUUAGGAUGUGUGUGCGCAGUGCGAUAGUUGGAAACACAGGUAUAAAGCGGGUUUCAGACUACGAUAUAGUAUACCAGCAUAUAGUAAGCCCAUAAUAUAUAGUACAGUGUGAACGUAUCCAUAACAAUGUAUGGUGCGCGAUAUUGUUGUGCUAUGAGCUAUAUACUAUAUGAUAUUAUAGCGUAGUCUGAAAGCGGCUUAACAUUGUAUAGGAACGGGCCUUGUACCAUAUUCGUAAGGAAUUAGCUAAUGUUCCGGUGGUCGCACACUGGGACUUGGGGCGUCAUACGCUAUGUAUGUAUUAUAGUAUUUGUAACUCCAUGUACAUGUGAUCGAACGAAAACCAACCUAAUUGUAAUAGAUACAAAGUUCGAUUUUGUUUCGAUCGUAUAAGGCGAAUAUUUAAUAGAUUCGUCGAGCUUAGUGGCCCGAUAGGAGUCGUGCCAGACUUGUCUAUGGCUAUCUAUAAUUUAUAUAAAAUGUUUGGAUCGCCGUGAGGGACCAAGCAGAAUUUCAUUGAAUAACGAACAUUUAAUUAAAAAGCAAUAUACCUAAACCUGUGUUUCGACAAUUCUCCGACGGCCAUGUACACGUGUGAUUAUAGAAUCAGUGAUACCACAGUAGCAUUGUGACAGUGUGUGACCAUCAUAAAAAAAAACUUAAGUGAAGAAUUAAAAAAAAAAUCUGUCUUUCUUAUACUGUCCAUUACGCAUAGGCUAAUUAUAGAUUUUUUUUAUCAAUAUUAUUAUAUUCCAGCUUGUGUUAAGUUUUUUAUUUUAUGAUCACUCGAGGUACUAAUAUAAAUAUGCACUGGGUGUUUUAAUAUUUACAUUGUAAUAAUGUUAUGUCGAAGCCUGUAAAUGUUGUGCUAUGUUGAAAAUUUUGUGUUCAUCCGAAUGAUGAUCAUGGAAUUGUAGAUAUAGCUAAACGCCCCUAGAUUUAGACACACACAUAAACACAGUAAAUUUGUAGCAGUUUAAAAGCAAAUAACGCUUCGAUGAACAGUUUAAAAAAAAAGUCUACAAAUCCCUCUUGCUUUAUAAAGUUUAAUGUGAUUUAGUUGCAAAUUGAAUGUAACUCCGAUAUUUAUUUGAGCACCAUUUUGAACUGUUGAUCGAAGGUAAUAUAGUAUUAAUUAAAAGACAUAUUCAAUAUCACGGCUAUGUGAUAGUUAAUUUUUUUUUAUUGCCUACUUGCAAAGCUUUACAUUAUUAAUUGUUGAAUCAGAUUUUUUAAGUUUUGUAAACUGAUUUGAACGUCUGAAUGAAACAACAAUUUGUGAUGUGGGGAUUUUAUUAUUAAUUAUAUAAAUUAUUUUAUUUAACUCCGGUCUAUUUCUGUAAUAAUUCGUUAUUUUUAUACUAUUAUUACAUCAAGGUUAAGUUUACUUAAUGUCGAGUCCGCUGGCCCCUGUAAUUUCUGUAUCGAGGGUUCAUUAGAAAUUAAAACAGUAUGCUAUGAAAA
Messenger RNA from Bombyx mandarina (wild silkworm), 2593 nucleotides. It is a transcript of the gene Rab1, whose product is annotated as RAS oncogene family member Rab1. Lineage: Eukaryota; Metazoa; Arthropoda; Insecta; Lepidoptera; Bombycidae. Gene Ontology annotation, molecular function: GTP binding; GTPase activity. The record is from RefSeq and is a predicted model, not a curated record.